CAUAAGAGGGAAGAUGGAGACAGUCAUCUAUAUUUGCUUGUGUGCCUAGACUGAUCUACAUUAAAAGUUUUACACAUAAAAUAUUUGAUAAUGGCGGAUGUCUUGGACAUCGACAAUGCAGAAGAAUUCGAAGUUGAUGAUGAAGGAGACCAGGGAAUCGCUAGAUUAAAGGAAAAGGCUAAGAAAAGGAAGGGCAGAGGUCAUGGGGCAGAAUUAGUAUCUACACGAGAUGAUGUAGGGCACUACGAAUCUAUGAACAUUGUUGAAGACAACGAUGAUGAACCAGGUCCACAAAGAUCGGUCGAAGGAUGGAUUUUGUUUAUUAAUUCUGUUCAUGAAGAGGCACAGGAAGAUGAUAUACAUGACAAGUUUUCUGAAUUUGGACAAAUCAAGAACUUGCACCUUAAUCUUGAUAGAAGAACUGGAUUUUUGAAAGGUUAUGCUUUGGUUGAGUACGAGACGUUCAGAGAAGCUCAAGCAGCCAAGGAGGCACUCAAUGAUGCUAAGAUUUUAGGACAGUCUAUCUCGGUCGAUUGGUGCUUUGUCAAAGGGCCAAAAAACAUUCUUACAGUAAAACACACCUGACUGCUGUAUAAAAAAAUCCUGACUCAAAAUAUUACCUGUCUCGAUGAUACGCAGGUAUUUGGACGGUGAAAACUGUAAACGCCAACCUAAACCCCGGCUUAAUUUCUUAAAACUUAGAGGCUUAAAUUAAAUUUUUAAACUUAAACAUAUCAACGUAGUA
Molecule: messenger RNA, 745 nt
Organism: Belonocnema kinseyi
Lineage: Eukaryota; Metazoa; Arthropoda; Insecta; Hymenoptera; Cynipidae
Gene: tsu
Product: RNA-binding protein 8A
Exons: 4
Coding region: 91-585 (164 amino acids)
Biological process (GO): RNA splicing
Cellular component (GO): nucleus; cytoplasm; exon-exon junction complex
Molecular function (GO): mRNA binding
Source: RefSeq, a predicted model, not a curated record